AACAUCAAUUUUUUUCUUUUGUUUUUCUAGGAAACCAAACAACUAAACCACAAACAUCAAAUCUCAAUGAUUAGGGAGAAAAGAUUUGGAGAACCACUCAUAAGCGACCGGCGACCAUGGAUCCAUGCCGGCGAAAUUACUGCCAAAAAGGUCCCCUCACGGACCGAUCCCACUUGUUAACCCGAAGUCCUGCUUGGAUUCUUACUGUAGAUCACGUUCUGGUCUUUGGACUAGACGAAAAUCAGGGAGGAACAGGAGUAAGGGAGGGAAAAGGAAGAUGAAGAAGAACAAGGAACAAGGAGAUGAGGAAGAAAAUCAAUUCCGGCUGUUGACGGGGAAGAUGGGUUCUAGAGUCAACGUCGGCGCCGUGAAAACCUACAAGUGGUAAAGAAUCAUGGGGGAGAGGAGGGGUAAAAACUGAAAAUAGACAUUUAAUCCCACCCAAUCCCAUGGGGGAGGUGAGAUUGGUUUUUUGUUUUAAACAGUUGUGAAAUCCCACCUUCUCUUGGGGAGGUAAGAUUGUUU
Rubroshorea leprosula is the source of this 525-nucleotide messenger RNA. NCBI's taxonomy places the organism in Eukaryota, Viridiplantae, Streptophyta, Magnoliopsida, Malvales, Dipterocarpaceae. The record is from the annotation of a GenBank genome assembly.